Molecule: messenger RNA, 4137 nt
Organism: Lymnaea stagnalis (great pond snail)
Lineage: Eukaryota; Metazoa; Mollusca; Gastropoda; Lymnaeidae
Source: the annotation of a GenBank genome assembly
ACAGACUCCAUUUUGUUCGUAAUAAACAAAGCAGGUGUCGGAGGGAGCACAACUACAAGCAAAAUGACGACCUACGAUGAGCCUUCGAUUUACAAUCUGCUUACCGUCGAAGAAAAAAAGGAAAAGAAGCCAAAAAAGUAAUGGUUUAAAUAUUUUUAGUACCGCUUGUAUUUCGAUCACGGAAUUUCCUGAUAUUAAUUCGAUCGUACUUCAUUUAACUCAAUUAAUUUUAUAAAUUAGCCUUGGCCUUUAAUGAUGAUGGCCUUAUUAUUAGGACAGACGUUUGAUUUUCAUUUAGGCCUUGGUCCAUAUUCUAAUUUUCAUAAUCGUAAACAAAGAAUAAGCUAAUUAAAUUAAUUUAAAAUUACUAGUAUUGGAAUUAAUUAAAAUAAGAUUGACAAUAAGAAGAAGCAGUGGACCAUGUAUGUUCACCAUAUUUUAUUUGUUAUACCUAACUCUAACCUAAAGUCUAAAGUAUCUAUGAUUUUUAUUUUUAGGAGUCUUGACAUAUUUUAAAAAAAAAAUAAUUUGAAAUUUUAUUUAGGCCUACUACUGUAGUAAAUAUUUGGGUAAUCUACCACUUGAGCGUCGGCCAAGAAAAAAUCCAGUUGUUCCGGUUGGAAGGGCUAUUUAAACAACUAUUCUUACAUUGGAGUCUGUUAAUAUUUUUGCUUCCGUAUAGAGGCUAUAAAGUUAUGUAGCACAAUACUGAUACAUUUAAAUAAUUAUUACUGCCAAGCUACUGAUAUGCCAGGAAGAAAAAGAGACUACAAUUAUUUUUUUUGAUCCAGAUGACGCGGAUGUCCACACACAGAAUGUGGAAAACGUGAAUACUCAGAAAGCGUAAACUGAAAAGACAGUUUGGCACAAGAAAAAGCGCCGGUGAUCUUUACCCUUCAUAUUUACCACAACCGUUUUCGUGGAAAUUAAAUUUUUUAGAACUUCAUUGUCAAUUUGGGGAGAACUAUGCAUAAUUUUCAAACACUAUCUUCUAUUUCAAAAAAAUGUUAUAAAUUUUCUCUUUUAAAAAAAUUGUCUAUUAUUAUGGGAAUGAAUACGUACAACCAACAUCAUUAAAAAUAAUAUAAGAAUAGUUGUUUAAAUAGCCCUUCCAACCGGAACAGCUGGAUUUUUUCUUGGCCGACGCUCAAGUGGUAGAUUACCAAUGUAUGUUAGUAUAUGUAAUAGUUUCGUGUCUGUGUAUCUUGAGUAUGCAGUUGGUAUUUUUUUCUGGUAUAUGGGAUUUAUUGUUAUCAAAAACUCAACUUUUAUAAAUAUUUAACCACUUUUUCAUGAGUUAUUCAGUUAUUUUAUGACAUUAUUAUGAUAUUCUUUAAAUUUUAAUAGGCACACCUCAAAAUUUAGAGAGACUGUCAAAGAGGAAUAUGUUGCUGGAAGGGAUACAUAUAAAACUAUGGGUCCAGCUAAAGUCCCAGUACCCAAACCAACAGAUUAUUUGAAGAAACAUGAAAAAGAACCACAGCUUCCUAACAGUAAGCUAUUAUACUAUAACAUUCUCUUUAUGACCUAAUUCGUUUGUUUACAAAAUCCAAUAAAGAUUUUUGUAAAAUUCAGGUAUAUUUAGAAUAAAUAUUUAUGGCUUAUGGACUCUUUAUUUAUAUUGAUUUAUCAUCUUUGUUUUAUAAAAUAAAAAUAGUAGUUAUGUUGGCCCUUUGCAACCAAUGGUGUAGAUUCUCCCAAGUGUCAAAUCUUGUUUAGGCGUAUGCUAUUGUAUGUACAUCAUGAAAUCUGCUCUUUAUUCAUUAGUAGCAGUAGUUGCCUUGCAUGGGUAAAUCUGACAAAGCAGUAAAAAAUAUAGGAACCGGUACUUGGGUUUUAUCCAUUUUUUCACUGAGCAAGACAAAGUGAUGUAAAUUCAAGCAACUGAAGACCAUUCCAUUGCUUUUUGAAACUAGGGAGGAUGUUAAUCCCAAAAAUGCUAAUUAUUAUUUUUUUUUAAAUUAUAUUUUAAUGCGAUCCAAUGAUUUUUUAAAAUUCUGAUUAUUCAGAAUUAAAAAUUUAAAAUGGAUCUUGUCCCCCGGGCGCGAAUCUUGUCCCGGGGCGCCAAACACCCUCGCUACGCCUCUGGCUGUCAUCACUCCCAAGAAAAAGUGAUAAACAAUUACAAAAACUUUGAUGUCAUUUCAAUUGAAAAACCUCAUGUAAUAAAUUGUUCAAAAACAUGUUUUUCUUUAGAUUUUUAUCAGAUUACUAUGGUUAAGUGUGCACUAGUGAUGUUGAAUGUACCAUUGUUUCUAAAAUGGUUUUUUUUAAUGAGAUUUAACUCAUUUACAAAUACUUGGCAGGAAUUUAAUCACACAUCAAACUCUGUUUAAGGGAAUUCGCAAAGGGAAACCUCUACUAUUUUCAUAAUUAUUUCCCCUAGCUGACACAGAUCGACUGCAUGUACCCCUUUGCUAAUCAUUUGGUUCCAUAAUUAAUUUUAUCUCUGCUGACUUAAUAUUUCCAUUUCUUUCAUUAGAGGAAGAGUUUCAUUAUCCUGAUGAAAAUCGAAAAAGACCCCCAGUACCUAAGAAAGAUGAAUUACCUCUAAUGGGUCUGAAAACAACGAAGAACUUUAUUAACACCAAUGCUGUUGAAAAUAUUACAUCUGUACCUAAAGUUCCAGCCAAAAAGUAUGUGGACACCAGACAUGGAGAUGUACAUAACUUAAUUCCUUCAGGAUUUGAACCCGUUUUUGUUCACAAAAAGGUAGGGUAUACUACCAAAGAAAAAUAUAUCAAUGAAAAACAUAGAAUUUAGCUAAUUUGGUCUGACUAUGAUGAUAUUUUAAAACACUGCAAGUCACUAUUAAUAAAUAUUAAAUUAAAUUUGUAGAUUUCAAGGGGAGAAAGUAAAAAAAUUGAUGAAAUCAAAACUUGAAAAUAAAUAAGUGCAGAUUUUUUUUUCUGUUAAACUGUCUGUUUUGGACCCUUAUUGAGCCGAUAUGGGGAUAAAUUACACCAAAAAAACUUUAUUUACAUAUUUUUUACUGUAACUGGUAUGAUAUCUAUCUCGUAUGAUUUGUUUAAAAUAAAAAAUUAGUAAAAUAUCAUAGAUGAUGCUAAUUUUAAUUUGGCAUUUUCCUUUAGGAUUUUGGUGAAGUACCAACAUACUUGGUCAAACGAAAAGAGGAAGUGAAGAGAGCACAAGAUGAAUAUGACCAGUAUAUUGCAGAAAACUUCAGACGUGGAGCCCUGCGCCAGCUGACUGAAGAUGAGCGUCAUGCUAUUUUGGAUGGACUGAAGGCGAAUUGGGAGGAUAUACAAGACCAAUAUCAAGGCUUGUCAGUGGUCACAGAUACAGCCCCCAAGAAGCAGAAAAAAGAGAGGAUGGAAGCACAGAUGAAACAACUUGAAAGAGACAUUGAACUAUUUGAGAAACACAAACUUAUUUACAUAGGAAAUUGAGGGGCACCAUAGUAAAUAUUUAUUUUUGUUUAUUUUAACUCCAUUAUUGAAUGGAAUCCUGAAAAAUAUUUUUUAGCAACAUGAUAAAUUUACUGAAGUAUAUGUACAGUUUAAGACUGCUUUCACCUUUAAAGAUUAGAUUGUUCCUUAUAGAAAAAUGUGGAAACGCUAAUGGCUAUGCUAUUCUUGGUUGCAUUUGUCACGUCCGUUUCAUUUCUCUAUGGUCAGUAAUCUCAUAAGUGUAGGUUUCUAUAUGAUUCAUGUUCUUUUAUUUGUAGAUAAGAGGAAAAUUAUUUUCACUGUCAACAUUUAUUUCUAUGAAUACUUACACCACUGUUGUUUCCUUCCAAAAAAACAUUUUUAAAAAAAAAUAUUCUUUCCUGAAAGAAAAUCAAGAACCUUUUACUUUUAUAUGCAUAUAUGAAUUUUAUAUGUAACUGCUUAAAUAAAUAUUAUUUAACAACUGAAAUGAUUGGUUGUUCUUUUACUCUUGGGUGCCCAGUGUAACAGACCAAGUUACAACCAGUAAUUAGUUUAAGACAGUAUAGGUAGUUUAGAAGAUCACAGAAAUAUUUAACACUAAUAGUUUCGAUAACACCUAUUUCAAGGGUCUUUUAAAGUGAUGAGCCAUUUGUAUGAAUUAUAUCUGUUAAGAAUAUAUUUUGGGAGCCACAGGCAGGUCGAAUAGUUUAAAUGUCAUAGAUAAGUAAGAGAAAAUAAAAACAAC